Molecule: messenger RNA, 855 nt
Organism: Aspergillus candidus
Lineage: Eukaryota; Fungi; Ascomycota; Eurotiomycetes; Eurotiales; Aspergillaceae
Product: enoyl-CoA hydratase/isomerase family protein
Exons: 2
Coding region: 1-855 (284 amino acids)
Biological process (GO): fatty acid beta-oxidation
Cellular component (GO): mitochondrion
Molecular function (GO): enoyl-CoA hydratase activity
Source: RefSeq, a predicted model, not a curated record
AUGCCCUUCAAAACCACCCCCCCAACCCCCCAACACGCCAAACUAACCUUCCCCUCCCCGCACGUCCUCCUCGUGACCCUCUCCCGCCCCAAACAACUCAACAGCAUCAACACAGCCGGCCACCACGAGCUGCACGCCGUCUGGGAAUGGCUGGACGAGGAGCCGGAUCUACGCGUGGGAGUGCUCACCGGCGAGGGGAGGGCGUUUUGCGCGGGCGCUGAUUUAAAGGAAUGGAACGACACCGCCAACUCCCAAACACAAGGCCAACAACGCCCCGGCCCCCCACCAACCGGCUUCGGCGGCCUCUCCCGCCGCAGCGGCAAAAAGCCCCUCAUCUGUGCCGUCAACGGGCUGUGCCUGGGCGGGGGGUGCGAGAUGGUCAUCAACGCGGACAUGGUCAUCGCCGCGCAGGACGCCUUCUUCGGGUUCCCUGAGGUGCAGCGCGGGGUGGUAGCGUGGGCGGGCGCGCUGCCUCGCGUGGUGCGGACGAUUGGGCGGCAGCGGGCGCUGGAGAUGGUGUUGACUGGGCGGAGGGUGCUGGCUGAGGAGGCGGAGAGGUGGGGGUUUGUGAAUGAGUUGGUUCCUGUUGUGAGGGGGGAGAAUGGGGAGGGCGGGGGAGAGGUGGUGAAGAGGGCGGUGGAGGUUGCGGGGGUGAUUGCGGCGAAUAGUCCUGAUGCGGUUGUUGUUAGUCGGGAGGGAGUGAAGCUGGGGUGGGAGGGGGUUGGGGCGGAGGAUGGGUCGAGGUUGUUGGUUGAGGGGUGGGCGAAGAGGUUGAAUGAUGGGGAGAAUAUUAAGGAGGGGUUGAAGGCUUUUGUGGAGAAGAGGGCGCCGGUGUGGGUGGACAGUAAGUUGUGA